This is a messenger RNA of Cuscuta epithymum, 7578 nucleotides long. The record is from the annotation of a GenBank genome assembly. NCBI's taxonomy places the organism in Eukaryota, Viridiplantae, Streptophyta, Magnoliopsida, Solanales, Convolvulaceae.
CUUUAUUUUCCUAUUCUUGAUUCUUGAUUUGCUGUAGGAUGUUUUUAAACUUGCUCAGUAUUUGAUGUUCUCCAAUUUCAUACUUCACUCCAUGUACAAAGGAUGUUUUUAAUCCACCCCCAGGUGUGGAGUUCGGGACUUUCAUAUUUGCCCCAAUCUACAUCCUACCGAGAGGCAAACCGGUCCAGAGGAAGAUGAAAUAAUAGGAGCUUACCUGAUUCUUGAGCAAAAAGAUUUGGUGGAAAGGAUCGAGGAAAAUAAAUAAGACAUUACAAAAAAGAAAUUAUAAGAGGGAGAAGAAUCAGGGAAUUGUGGUAAUGUGCUUUGAUAUACGAAAGUGAAGGUUGAGAAAGAAUGAGUUUACUUCACAGAGAAUGAUGUUAGAAGGGUAAGAUAUGACGGAGAAUUUUAAAAAACGACGGGAAGUGUUGAUUUGUACCCUAAUUUCAUUUUUAUCAAUUUUUUGUUCUAAAAAAUAAUACAACUGUAUAUAUGUUCCUACCGUAAUAGCAUAAGGAUAUAUAUGCCCCUUUUCCCAAAUCUAAUUCCUAGUUUGCUGAAAAGGGCUGGGUUCUACACGAGUACACACGAUCUUCUGAAAAAAUAACUCACGCUUGCAGAGAUCAGAAAAGCCGUCACUGGACUUUCAAGCAAACAAGCAGGCACCUAGAAGUGUUUAUUUUCUUUCGAUCAAAGGUCAAACAUGUCAGCUAAAUGGAGAGCAUUGCAGCACCGCCAUCGUUAUACGUACAGUGUUGUCGUUUUCCCACAAACUUUCAUUGAGGCAUUAGAUCAAACACCAUCAUGUCGCUUCUUCUCCGAACUAAAACAGAUGGUAUCCUUAACUUCAACAUACUCCCAACUCAUUCAUGCUAAGAAUGUCGCUGCAGCGUUCUCCGACUUGCUAUGUAAUACAAGUUCUGAUGAGGGUUUAAUGUCUAAGGCUUCGAGGUUCUAUUUGGAGAUUCUUUUCUUGGAGAAUUCUGUACCUCUGCAUAGAACUUUGAUUUCGGUUCUUUCGAAAUGCAAAAACUUUCAAGCUCUGGUCCAGAACAGUUUUCGAGAAUUGUGCGAUGAGUAUGGAGGUGAGAAUGGGAAAGGGAAGAGGUUUUGUGUCUCACGAGCUGCGUUGUCCAUGAUGAGCACUCCAAAGCUGGGGUACUUGGUCGAAAUUGUAGAAGAAUGUGCGGUUUUGGUCGCAUUGGAUGUAGUGUCCGGGUUGAGUAGUAUAGUGUCUCAAACCAGUGAGGGGUCCAGGCCUUCACCCCUUGUUAUGGAACAGUGUCAGGAGGCUCUCUCGUGUCUGUACUACUUGCUUCAGCGGUUUCCUGCAAAGUUCAUUGAUGGAGAUGUUGGGGAAGACCUCCUAGUUUGCAAAAGAUAUAGUCUUCUGGAGACUAUCAUGGCUACUGUUACCAGAUUCUUGACAUCAGAAGAAUUUUCCAGGGAUUGUCUUGUGGCAGCUGGGGUCUGCUUUUGUGCUGCUCUGCAGGUGUGCCUUUGCCCUGAAGAGCUUGGUUCAUUUAUAAUGGAAGGAGUUUUUAAUCAGAAAGACGUUUCAUGCUUAAAGUUUGAAAAGGAUAUUACGAGAAAGAUACCAUGGAAAGCAACAAUGUUCACUGGAAUCCAAAAAUUAUCUCCUCUGAGUAGACUUUGUUUGAUCAGAGGGAUCUUAACAGCAGUUUCAAGAACUGUCCUGAAUAUCCUUUUUGUUGUAUCAAAUGGUGGUUUUGAUGAUAACUGUAGUCUGGGAGGUAAUUACAGCUCUGUUAAGACAAUUCUUUACGAUGAAAUUCUGCCUGAGCUAUGUACUUUAUGUGAGAAUCGAACUGAUAGCCAUUUUAAUUUCCAUGCAUUAACGGUGAUGCAGAUAUGUUUGCAGCAGAUAAAAACAUCAUUGCAAGGAACAAAUGGUUAUACUGAAGAAGGCUAUGAUCCAAUCUCAGAGGAGAUUGGAACAAGGAUAUUGAAAAUUGUGUGGAAUAAUUUGGAAGACCCUUUAAGUCAAACAGUCAAACAAGUUCACCUUAUAUUUGAUCUUUUCUUAGAUGUUCAGGUAACCCUUCACUGGGCAGGGGGCAGUCAGGAAUUUUACUCGUUCUUGAGGAAAACUUCCUCUGAUCUUCUUCACUUAGGGCCACGCUGCAAGGGAAGAUAUGUUCCGUUAGCCUCCCUUACUAAGAGGUUGGGGGCAAAGAGCAUGUUAGAUAUGAGCCCUGACUUGUUAUUUGAUACGACAAAGGCAUAUCAGGAUGACGAUGUGUGCUGUGCUGCAACAACAUUCCUGAAGUGUUUCCUAGAGUGCUUGCGUGAUGAGUAUUGGAGUAGUGAUGGUGUUGCAGGCGGGUUUAUGAAAUACAGACAUCACUGCUUGCUCCCGCUUUUCUCUGGACUUUCUUCUGGAUUGGCUAAGCUGCGCUCUAAUUUGAACACAUAUGCUUUACCAGUUUUACUUGAACUGGAUGUUGAUAGUAUAUUUCCAAUGCUCGGUUUUAUUGGCAUCGAAUGCAGCGGAGAGAGCACUGAUGUUUUUUGUCCUGUACUAGAUUCUAGGGAUAUUGCUCUGGGAGUUGAACAGAGGGUCGCUGUUUUGGUUUCCCUGCUCAAGGUUUGUCGUAUGCUUGCAUUAAUUGAAGGAGACAUUGAUUGGCCUGAGUACUCUUCUAUGGUAUUGGAAGUGAAGGAGCUGAGUACUCACUCUCGUGUUGGUGAUGUAAACUCUGUUGUCCGCCUGAAGGGGAUUGAGGUUAAGAUUCCAGUAAAUUAUCUGGUAUUAGCCCUUACACACAUUGAUGAUUCACUCCGAAUAGAUGCAGCAGAAUCUUUAUUCAUGAAUCCAAAAACUGCCAGUUUACCAUCUUCUUUAGAACUGAGUCUGAUGAGGAAAGCAGUGCCAUUGAACAUGAGAUGCUGCUCUACUUCCUUUCAGAUGAAGUGGGCUAGCUUGUUCAGGAAAUUCUUUUCACGUGUUCGGAUUGCCUUGGAAAGGACAAUUAAACAGGGCACCUGGCAACCUACAGUGAGUAAUUGUGUUAUUGUUGGUCAAUUUAAUGGAGAACCAGAGCAAGCUAUAAAACACAGGGCAGAAGACCUUUUUAAUUUUAUGAGGUGGUUGGGUUGCUUUUUGUUCUUCUCAUGUUACCCAUCUGCUCCUUAUGAGAGAAAGAUAAUGGCAAUGGAACUACUGUUGAUAAUGUUGAAUGUUUGGUGUAUUGUUCCUCCUGCUCAAGGAAAUUCUGAUUCUCAGUCUUCUGAAAUCAAUCUAUAUCCUUACAGUAAGGGGUUAAUCUUACCUGAAUCAACUUUGCUUUUAGUUGGAUCAAUAGUUGAUAGUUGGGACCGUCUUAGAGAAAGUUCUUUUAGAAUACUGUUGCAUUUUCCCACUCCAAUUCCAGGAAUCAGUACUCCAGAAAUGGUAUGUGAAGCAAUGUUAUGGGCUAAGAAGCUAGUAUGUAGUCCACGUGUCAGAGAAAGUGAUGCAGGUGCUCUGACUUUUCAGCUCAUAUUUAGAAAAUAUGUUCUUCAACUUGGUUGGGAUGUUAGAGUAUCAUCACUAUCAUGCAAUGCUGUUUCUCAGUCUUCGGCUAGGCUGUCAAAUGGGAAGAAUGGGGAAUUUACAUCUUGCAGCCCUGUAAUUGAAUUUAUAAGAUCACUUAUUGUUUGGCUGUGUGCUGCUGUUGAAGAAGGGGAGAAGGAUCUGACGGAAGCAUGUAAGAACAGCUUCGUUCAUGGUGUGCUGCUUACUCUUCGGUAUGCAUUUCAGGAAUUGGACUGGGAUUCCGGAGCUGUUAUAUCUAAUAUAUGCUACAUGAAACUUCUACUGGAGGAAAUAUUGGCUCUCGUUGUGCGAAUAACGUCUUUGGCCCUGUGGGUGGUUUCAGCCGAUGCAUUGUACUUACCAGAUGAAAUGGAGGAGAUGUCAGCUGAUGGUGCUCAUUUCUUAGAGAGAAUGACUGAGACAGAUGUUUCUACCUCUACACCAGCUGAUGAGAUGAGAUCUGCUAAAACUGAGCAGGAUGAUGAUGCGCCUAUAGACCAGGUAGUUAUGGUUGGUUGCUGGCUUGCAAUGAAAGAGGUUAGUCUUCUUUUGGGAACGAUAAUAAGAAAGGUUCCUUUGCCCACCUCUGAUGUACCGAACUGUAGUCUCCCAAAUGCUGAUGUUACUGAUCAUCUAUUAUCUGACACAGUUCUUGAUCUGAAGCAACUUGAGAUAAUAGGUAACCACUUCUUAGAAGUCCUUUUGAAAAUGAAGCAUAAUGGUGCUAUUGAUAAGACGAGGGCUGGGUUUACUGCCCUUUGCAACCGUUUGCUUUGUUCAGAUGACCCGAGGCUAUAUAAAUUGACUGAAUCUUGGACGGAGCAGCUCAUGGAGAGAACUAUUGCGAAAGGACAAAAUGUGGAUGACCUUGUUAGGAGAAGUGCUGGUAUUCCUGCUGCAUUUACUGCUUUUUUCCUUUCAGAGCCCGAGGGUGCACCAAAAAAGAUUUUGCCCAAAGCACUGAGAUGGCUAAUAAAUGUGGCUAAGAAGUCUUUAACAGAUGUAAACAAUGAAUAUAGUUCUGAUUCUGAGUCUUGUUUGGCCAUCGAUUCAACAAUGGUACCUGAUGUGACUGUGGUGGAUAAGAUCUCAAAGACUAGAGAUGAGGGUGUUGUUCCUACAGUGCAUGCAUUCAAUGUCCUUAGAGCUGCAUUCAAUGAUGCCAACCUGUCAACAGAUACAUCUGGGUUUUCAGCAGAUGCACUAAUUGUCUCAAUUCAAUCUUUUUCUUCUCCAUACUGGGAAGUGCGAAACAGUGCCUGCCUUGCAUAUACUGCUCUUGUUCGGCGGAUGAUUGGAUUUCUCAAUGUGCAGAAACGCGAGUCUGCAAGGCGUGCCCUUACCGGAGUUGAAUUUUUUCAUCGGCACCCCUCAUUGCACAAUUUCUUAUUAAAUGAACUGAAAGUUGCAACUGAAAUGCUCCUGGAUGGAUCUGCUGAGAGUCUAUCUUCCAGUUUGGCAAAAGUAGUGCACCCCAGUUUAUGCCCUAUACUGAUUCUUUUAUCUCGGCUUAAACCAUCUGCCAUCACAUCUGAAUCUCGAGAUCCGUUUAACCCUUUCUUAUUCAUGCCAUUCAUCAGGAAGUGCUCAGUCCAAAACAAUCUUCGGAUUCGCAUUCUUGCAUCUAGAGCUCUGACCGGCAUUGUGUCCAAUGAAAAACUACCAGUGGUUAUCUUUAAUAUUGCCUCUGAAUUGCCUCCCAUACACAACCGGAGUUUGACAUCUGGAUUUUCCAACUCGAAUGCCUCUUUUAAUUCAAUCCACGGAAUGCUAUUGCAGCUGAGCUCUCUUCUGGAUACCAACUGCAGAAACCUGGCUGAUUUCUCUAAGAAGGAAGAUAUUCUUAGUGACUUGAUUCAUAUUCUCGCUAAGAAUUCGUGGAUUGGAAGUCCCCAAAAGUGUCCUUGCCCAAUUCUUAACAGCAGCUUUUUGAAGGUUCUUGAUAACAUGCUCAGUAUUGCUAGAACAUGUCAAACGUGCAAAUGUUUUAGUGCCAUUUGGAAUCUACUGUGGGCCUUAUCAGCAGAGUGCCUAGAUCUAGACGCUUCUAAAGGGCCAUCAUACUUUGAUCCAACAAUUACAGAACUUCGCAAACAAGCUGCAAGCUCAUAUUUCAAUUGCGCUCAUCAAACAUCUAAAGUAGAUGAGGAUCUUAUGCUUGUGAUGAGAGGUCCUCCACCUGAUUCAGAAUUGUUUAAGAACUCUGAAAUGCAAAUGUCUGUUACUAGAUUCCAUGAAAGAUUGGUUCAGUCCAUUUCUGAUACAUCAUAUGAAGUUCGAGUUGCAACACUUAAGUGGCUACUUCUUAUCCUGAACACACCUGAAUCCAGUACUGGAAGCAGAGAUAGAUCUUACAGUGAGGUGAAAAUGCUUUGGUUAACCAAUAUUGACCUCCAGGCUACUUUAAUGAGGCAUUUAGCUCUGGAGAAGAAUCCUAAGUGCAUGAACUACAUUUUAAAGAUCAUCUACACUUUCAACAUGCAGGAGUAUCAUAAGGACAACCAACAACAUGAGAAACCACAUUUUAUUGGGAAUAUGGACAUUGAUUCAGUCCUCCAGUUUUGGGACAAAGUGGUUUGCUUGUACAAUGUCACAAGACAUGCAAAGACUAGAGAGACUCUUGUAUGUUGCAUGGCCAUUUGUAUGAAACGGUUAGUUGACCUUUUUACAAGCUCCAUUUGUGGCUCGGGUAACAAUAAAAUAGUGGUAUUCGACUCUUGUGAUCCAUCCAAGUUAUCUGUUAUUAUUCAGUGCAUAGACUAUUUUGUCAAAGCCAUCCAGGAGCAUAGUGAUGCAUCAGAGCCUAUAAAUAUGCGGAAGGCAGCUGCCAAAUCAAUAGUUGCAUCUAGUUUGCUGGAACAAGCUCAGCAUCUCACUCCUCCUUUAGUUUCCUACAAUCACCAAGAAGUUCCUGAAGGAAACAAAAAUAAUGAUGCUGUUUAUGCAUUUUAUGCUCGUCGGAUUCUGGAUUUGUGGUUUAUUUGCAUAAAGCUUCUGGAGGAUGAAGAUGUUGGACUUAGGAAGCAACUCUCUCUGGAGAUCCAGAAGUUUAUCACCUCUGGAAAUGGUCUUUCAACUGUAUUAGUUCCUACCCAAGUAGAGAAAGUGAUUGAGAUGAGCUUUGAGCAUCUUUCAUCUACUUUUGGCCACUGGCUUGACUAUCUUGACUCUCUUUGCCACUGGGUUCUAACCACUGCAAGCUGUGCAUAUUCGAUGCUAUCAACAGCAGAUCCUGUGAGACGUGUCUUUGACAAGGAGAUUGAUAACCAUCAUGAAGAAAAGCUGCUGAUCUCUCAGUUGUGUUGUUCCCACCUGGAGAAGCUUCCAGUUUCAAAAUUGACAACAGAAUAUUAUGACAGGCAUAUGGUCUGUAGUUUCUUGUUGAGCUGGAGGAAGAGAUUUUGCCAACAGUUGGUGUCAUUUGUUAAUGAUUAUACUGGUAUUCACGGUGGUGUUCAUUGGAUUGGUGGAUUAGGCAACCAUAAAGAUGCUUUUUUACCAGUGUAUGGGAAUUUACUGGCAUUUAAUGCUGUGUCAAUCUGUAUUCUGAAUGGUGAGCCAGAAGACAGUAUGCUGCCUGAACUCCUUGAACUUGGAGAGGCAAUACAACCAUUCCUGGGAAACCCCUUAAUCUCUAGCCUAUUUGUUUCAGUUGUCAAGUCACAUGAGAAAAUUUCAUGUGGAAAUGUUCAUCGCCUGCUUCCGGAAACAAGCAGAGCCAAUUCUGCUGCUUGGGAUGCUUUUGAUCCUUACUUUUUACUUAGGUGAGGUUCUCCCUUUUUAUUCACAUUGUGUAGGUUUUUAAUACGGACACAAUUUGUCACCAUUAUUUCUCCCCGUCAUUAAUUGGUUGUAGUCUUCCUGGUUAGGGGAAGUCUCUAGGUAGUGUAACUUUAUUGACCUGCACACCGUACAUUUUAACUUACCGUGAUAAUUUGAUGUGAUUUUACUACACUAGUCUUUCAUCCCUGUGUUGCAGGGAUAACAAACUAAAAAAUUACUUGAACGUUAUUUAUAUAAUGUGUUCAAAGUUAUUGCAC